Molecule: messenger RNA, 681 nt
Organism: Alternaria incomplexa
Lineage: Eukaryota; Fungi; Ascomycota; Dothideomycetes; Pleosporales; Pleosporaceae
Exons: 2
Coding region: 1-681 (226 amino acids)
Biological process (GO): endoplasmic reticulum to Golgi vesicle-mediated transport; vesicle fusion
Cellular component (GO): Golgi medial cisterna; cis-Golgi network; Golgi membrane
Molecular function (GO): SNAP receptor activity
Source: RefSeq, a predicted model, not a curated record
AUGUCGUCCACUGGAGGCGGAUGGGCGCAACUGCGCCAGCAAGCGCGCACGCUCGAACAACAAACUGAGACGCUGUUCCACACAUACUCGCAGUUCGGCUCGACACCAAACAUCCCCGCGAAACCCUCAGAAGAAGAGUUACGGGUUGAAACUAGGCUGCAGGAAAUCCUCGAGCAAAGAGAUGGUCUUGUCGGCCAGCUAUCUCGGCUCCUCGAUUCCGAAUCGACGCAUGGCUCGUCGGCCGUAAAGCAGAACAACCUUGCCAGACACCGCGAAGUACUCUCAGACCACCGUCGCGAGCUCGCGCGCCUCAAGUCUACCCUAAACGAGGCCCGCAACAGGGCGAACCUCCUCUCCAAUGUACGCUCGGACAUUGAUGCAUACCGGUCCGCAAACCCAGAGCAAGCGGAGGCCGACUACAUGCUCGACGAGCGGAAUCGCAUCGACAACUCGCACAACGUAGCCGACUCGGUCCUCAGCCAGGCAUACGCCGUACAAGAGAACUUCAGCCUGCAAAGGGAAACGCUCACGAGCAUCAACCGGAGAAUAGUGGGCGCUGCAAGUCAAGUACCUGGCAUUAACAGCUUGAUCGGACGCAUUGGGACAAAGAAGCGCAGAGACGGUAUCAUCCUGGGCAGUUUCAUCGCAUUCUGCUUCUUGAUGCUGUUAUGGUUCAGGUAG